Nanorana parkeri is the source of this 540-nucleotide messenger RNA. RefSeq names its product triple functional domain protein-like. Gene Ontology annotation, cellular component: cytoplasm. The annotation marks the transcript as partial. The transcript is spliced from 3 exons. Gene Ontology annotation, molecular function: guanyl-nucleotide exchange factor activity. The record is from RefSeq and is a predicted model, not a curated record. Lineage: Eukaryota; Metazoa; Chordata; Amphibia; Anura; Dicroglossidae. Gene Ontology annotation, biological process: axon guidance.
UUUGAUGAUACUGGAGUCAUUUUACCUGGAUGCAUUUGGUUUCUAUGAAUAAGACCUGUUUGGUAGCUGAAAUGGGUGAUGUACGUUGUCAAGCCCGUGGUUGGUGACGAGGACAAAAGGCUACAAAUCGCGAAUUUGACGAAAUCGUGAGAAGGGCUAAAAUUUCCUUUUCCUAUAGCGAUUUAUUGACCUACAAUUCAGUAUGAGUAAUCCUAGUAGCGUGAACCCAUGUGUUACAGUGACGACGGUCGGCAGUAAUGCCAUAGCUGCAGGCAGCAGCGAAGGCACACGGGACGGAGUGGAGGAGACGGCCAAGGAAUCGGCUGACAUUAACGCGUUCUACAGAUCUGGACUUCAAAGAAAUGAUGGUCUGAAAGCUGUGGAAGUAUUGCCUAUUUUAAAAGAAAAAGUUGCAUACCUGUCUGGAGGCAGAGAUAAACGAGGGGGCCCAAUUUUAACCUUUCCAUCACGAACCAAUCAUGACAGAAUAAGGCAAGAGGAUCUCAGAAGACUUAUAUCAUACCUGGCUUGCAUACCUAG